Notolabrus celidotus (New Zealand spotty) is the source of this 2147-nucleotide messenger RNA. Its product is annotated as DET1- and DDB1-associated protein 1-like. The transcript is spliced from 5 exons. Gene Ontology annotation, cellular component: Cul4-RING E3 ubiquitin ligase complex. Gene Ontology annotation, biological process: positive regulation of proteasomal ubiquitin-dependent protein catabolic process. The record is from RefSeq and is a predicted model, not a curated record. Bases 309 to 617 code for a protein of 102 amino acids. NCBI's taxonomy places the organism in Eukaryota, Metazoa, Chordata, Actinopteri, Labriformes, Labridae.
AGGUUCCCUCCCCCGGACAAAUGAUCAACAAAAAUGGAGUUGGGAACAAGUAGCAAGUUAGCCUUCUGAGACGGUUCGAUCCUGAUAUUUGUGUUAUAACCGGCGCUUUAGUGCGAUUGUAUGAUAUAUUUGAAGUAACAGGAUGUCCUAAUACUGAACUCUUGCGUUGUUUCUGAUUCAUAGCAGUCGAAGAAGCUGUCCAACGGACAAACAACCCGGUGUCUUGGCUACGACGAAGACAACAAGGCUUAGUUAGGAGCUAGCUAGCAUCAAGCUUCACUCUCAACGUGCUGUAACAAGGAGAAGAAAUGGAGAAGGGAGAAUUCCUCAAAGGACUACCAGUCUACAACAAAAACAACUUCAGCAGGUUCCAUGCAGACUCUGUUUGUAAAGCAUCAAACCGCAGACCAUCUGUGUAUCUUCCAACCAGGGAAUAUCCAUCGGAGCAGAUCAUAGUCACAGAGAAGACAAACAUCCUUCUGCGGUAUCUUCAUCAACAAUGGGACAAAAAGAAUUCAGCAAAGAAGCGAGAGCAGGAACACGCAGAGGAGGAGAACACGGCGCCGCCACGAAAAAUUGCCAGAACAGACUGUCGGGAGCUGAAUGAGGAUUCAUAAAAUUGCCGUGCUGUUGAUGCACACCCAGCAGAGACCGCCAUGUACAAAGAAAACGCACGUACAGAUGCAGGAUAUAAGUUUGCAAACCCGAUCUGGAGCAGACAAGGAGUGACUCAAUUCAGAUCGCAGCCAACGUGACAUUUAUCCCGAAAAAACCCUGGUCUUAAUGUUUGCAUUUACUUCACAUUUCCCCAUUAACCAAAAAAAAAAAAGGUUUCCCCCAGUUCGUCUACUGUUUUCAUCAGUAUUUUCUUUACUCCCACGACACCUCUGCCUCAGACUUUAGACUUUCUAGUUAAAAAAUACAGGCAUCUACCUCUUUAUUCCUCCACCUUUUUCAUAUUCCUUCGCUUCAGCUCACACAGGUUUCUUUGAAAUAUGCAAGGGGUAAAUAUCUCUGCUGCUCUGUUAGAGUUUACAGCCAUCAUUCUUCACAUCAUCCUCGAAAUAUGCAUGUUUAACGUGAAGUCUGUGUGUGUGAUCAGGUGACGUGCCAUCUUUUGUGGCUCCUCCGAGUGCAGUCUUAAACCUGAGGAUGCAAAUCGUUUUUGUACAUUGCUACAAGCAGACGCUGCAGCUAUCAGUUUAGUCUAAGUUUGUUACUUAUUUUCAAAUCAUUACAUAACACCAGUGCUUGUAAUUUAGCAAUUACAGGCUUAGCUUAAUGGAAAAGGUGAUGGCUGCAGGCAUUCGGCUGUACUGAUGGUGUGAAGGCUUAUUGAUAUGCCUUAAAGUUUGCUUUAAAGGCUUAUCAUUGAGCCAUUAAAGUGUGGACAGCAGGGCAACAGUGUGUGUUUGCUUUUGAGGUAAUAGUUAAAGUUCAUUGUAUUUUUUUGUAUUUGUUUUGUACAGUGUUUAUAUCGUGAUUGUUCUGACCCUUUAUCAGGUAACAUCGAACAACUCACUUCUUUUUUCCUCCAUAAGUCAGUUAUUUUGUACGUUCAUUUAGUCAUGCCAGUUUAUUCUUAAGCUCGGCAGGCAUGCAAAAAGAAUGGUCAAACUUUGCUUUGCAUGUCGUUUAAACAUCCCUCUUGGCACAUCUGAAAAACAGCAAUCUGCUGCAAAUUGUGUUUUUGAGACAUUCUCAGUAAUGUUUGCAUCAAAUGACGAUUCAGACUAUUAAUGUACACCUUUCCCAUCAUCACAGAGUCAUGUUCAGACUGGCUUUUUGUGCAGAAUGAGUAAAAAAACAUAGUUUACGUUUCAUGAUAACUUUAAACAACAUACAUUUGGUGUUUUGUUUCCAGCCCUUCAUAGAAGAGUGCGCUAAUUCUACUUUUGUUAUCAGGUUGGUAUUCCAUCGCCUGGUUCAGCCUGAGAUGUGUUUAUUGUUCAAUGCUUUGGUUUGAGUUCAUUGUAUAAAUGUGUUAAUGUUGAUUUCAGAAGUUGUUCUUGUAUAGAUUGCACUGUGACAUACAGUAAAGGCUGUAAUUCACUAAACAGCAACAAAGUUUCAAGUGUUAUUAUUUAAAAUAAAAAAACUUGCUGUGCGUAGUCAAAACCCCAUAAUAAAAAUAAUUCUCAAUAGUA